Pungitius pungitius (ninespine stickleback) is the source of this 6039-nucleotide messenger RNA. RefSeq names its product rab GTPase-activating protein 1. The record is from RefSeq and is a predicted model, not a curated record. The transcript is spliced from 27 exons. Lineage: Eukaryota; Metazoa; Chordata; Actinopteri; Perciformes; Gasterosteidae. The coding region runs from base 198 to 3509 and encodes 1103 amino acids.
GGGUGUCAGCGGGUUGGUGGUGCUUGUGUUUACAGCUCUGCUGGAUGCUGAUGUUAUUGGGAAGUGCAAUGUUGUACCGACCGCAUUGGAAUCCAUCGAACCGUGGGAAUUAAGGUGAUUUUGCUCAUCAUCUCCCACCACUCUCUCCUCCCGUCUCCCAUUCAUGAGCAGCGUGGCUGAGUUAAACAGCGGAAGCCAUGGAUGACAAGGGCUCGGUGGGGAAGAUUAGCGUGUCUUCGGACUCUGUUUCCACUCUCAACAGUGAGGACUUUGUCCUUGUGUCCCGGCUGGGGGACGAGACCCCCUCCUCCACUAAUAAUGGUAGUGAUGACGAAAAGACAGGACUGAAGGUGAUUUCUGAGGAAGGGGUCAGCUUUAAGAUCGUGGGGAAUGGAAGUGAGCAGCAGCUCCAGAGGGAGUUAGAGGAUGUCCUCAUGGACCCAUCUGUAGCUGACACUGGCCUCAAAUCAGAAGCGGGAAUGGAAAACUUUGGCGGGGGCGACCGCGGCGCACUUCCUGCCACGGCGUCACUUCCUGCCACGGCGUCACUUCCUGCCACGGCGUCACCUGUGCCUCCGGGCUCCGACCCCCUGAGUGCCCAACCACCCAAGUUGGAGAUGGUGCUCCCUGUUCAGACGGCGCAGGAGAGUGAGCUGAAUGAGCGGUCGUACCGAGCGGAUGAGUCCUCGUCAGACGGAAGUCCCGGCAGCCCCAUCCCAGACGAGGACAGCGUUGUGUUCAGCCAGCUGACAUACCUCGGGUGUGCCUCAGUCAACGCCCCCCGCAGUGAGGUGGAGGCCCUUCGUAUGAUGAGCAUCCUCAGAGGGCAGUGCCAACUCCCCUUGGAUGUCACACUGUCUGUGCCAGGCGUGUCCGAAGGCACUGUCAGGUUGCUGGACCCUAAUACCAGUACAGAGAUCGCCAACUACCCGAUCUACAAGAUUCUGUUCUGCGUGCGAGGCCACGAUGGCACACCGGAGAGCGACUGCUUUGCCUUCACCGAGAGCCACUACAAUGCGGAGAUCUUUAGGAUCCAUGUGUUCCGCUGCCAAAUCCAAGAAGCGGUGAGUAGGAUACUGUACAGCUUUGCCACGGCGUUCCGGCGGUCAGCUAAGAAGGCACUUCUGUCAUCACAGCAGCCUGCACCGCUGACCCCUGACAGUGACCUGUUCACCUUCACUGUCAGUCAGGAAAUUAAAGAGGAUGAUGGCAAAGGCACCUUCAGUGCUGUAGCAAAAGACAAGGACAAGCAGAGCUUCAAGCUGCGUGCAGGAAUGGACAAGAAAAUUGUUAUUUAUAUCCAGCAGACCUCUAAUAAGGAACUGGCUAUUGAGAGGUGUUUCGGUCUCCUGCUCAGCCCAGGGAAGAAUGUGAAGAACAGCGACAUGCACCUGCUAGAUCUGGAGUCAAUGGGAAAGAGCUCCGACGGGAAGUCUUACAUCAUCACAGGAAGUUGGAACCCCAACACGCCUCAGUUCCAGCCUGUGAAUGAGGAAACGGCCAAAGAUAAAUUCAUGUACAUGACGACAGCGGUGGACCUGGUGAUCACAGAGGUAGAGGAGCCAGUCCGUUUCCUGCUGGAGACGAGGGUCAGAGUGUGCUCCCCAAAUGACAGGCUGUUCUGGCCCUUCAGCAAGCGCAACUACACUGAGACCUUCUACCUUAGACUACGGCAGAUGGAGCGUAAGGAGCGUAAGAGUCCUGCCUCUGACACACUUUAUGAAGUGGUGAGUCUGGAAAGUGAGACUGAGAGAGAGAAGCGGAAGACCACUGCUAGCCCCGGCACAAUGCCCACCAGGACUGGUACCGCAGUGUCUUCCCCGCCCGAGGAUGACGAAGAGGAAGAUAAUGACGAGCCGUUACUCAGCGGGUCGGGUGACGUUUCCAAGGAGUGUGCAGAGAAAAUCCUUGAGACCUGGGGUGACUUGUUAUCCAAGUGGCACUUGAACUUAUCGGUGCGACCCAGGCAGCUGCCGGCUUUGGUUCGGAGUGGCAUCCCAGAGGCUCUGCGCGGGGAGGUGUGGCAGCUCCUGGCCGGCUGCCACAACAACGACCACCAGGUAGAAGAGUACCGCACUCUGAUCACAAAGGAGUCUCCUCAAGACAGUGCCAUUACCAGGGACAUUAACAGGACAUUCCCGGCUCAUGACUACUUCAAAGACACCGGAGGAGAUGGACAGGACUCCCUGUACAAGAUCUGCAAGGCCUACUCUGUUUACGAUGAGGAGAUCGGCUACUGCCAGGGACAGUCCUUCUUGGCCGCUGUGCUGCUGCUGCACAUGCCAGAGGAGCAAGCUUUCAGUGUGCUCGUCAAGAUCAUGUUUGAUUACGGGCUCAGGGACCUCUUCAAGCAGAACUUUGAAGAUCUGCAUUGCAAGUUCUUCCAGCUCGAGAGGCUCAUGCAGGAAUAUAUACCAGACCUGUACAACCAUUUCCUGAACGUGGGUUUGGAGGCUCAUAUGUAUGCCUCUCAGUGGUUCCUCACGCUCUUCACAGCCAAGUUCCCUCUGUACAUGGUCUUCCAUAUCAUCGACCUGCUACUGUGUGAGGGCAUUAGUGUGAUCUUCAAUGUGGCCUUGGCGUUACUAAAGACAUCGAAGGACGAUCUGAUCCACACAGACUUCGAGGGUGCACUCAAAUUCUUUCGUGUCCCGGUCCCAAAGAGGUACCGAUCUGAGGAGAACGCAAAGAAGCUGAUGGAGCUGGCUUGUAGUAUUAAGAUCAGCCAGAAAAAGUUGAAGAAAUUUGAGAAGGAGUACCACACCUUGAGGGAGCAGCAGGAGCAACAAGAGGCCCCCAUCGAGAGAUAUGAGCGGGAGAACCGUCGCUUGCAAGACGCCAACAUGCGCUUGGAGCAGGAAAACGACGACCUGGCUCACGAGCUUGUCAGCAGCAAGAUAGCCCUGCGCAGAGACCUCGACAACGCUGAGGAGAAGGCAGACGCCCUGAAUAAAGAGUUGCUGCUGACCAAACAGAAACUGGUGGACUCUGAGGACGAGAAGAGACGCCUGGAAGAAGAAUCUGCACAGCUCAAAGAGAUGUGCAGAAGGGAGCUCGAUAAGUCCGAAUCGGAGAUAAAGAAGAACGGCUCGAUUAUUGGAGAAUACAAGCAGAUCUGCUCCCAGCUGAGUGAACGACUGGAGAAACAACAGACUGCCAACCGAGGAGAACUUGAGAAAAUCCGGUCCAAAGUGGAUGGCUGUGAGAGGUGCAGCAGCCUUUUCAACAAAGAAGGUCGGGUGCGGGCUGCUGUGACCCGGGCCACAGCUGGAGGGGCCGAGGAGGCCGAUGAGGAGAAGGAGGAUUUGAAGAACCAGCUGAGAGAGAUGGAGCUGGAACUGGCUCAGACCAAACUGCAGCUGGUUGAGGCGGAGUGCAAAAUCCAGGACCUGGAGCACCACCUGGGGCUGGCCUUCAACGAAGUGCAGGCCGCCAAGAAGACCUGGUUCAACCGCACGCUCAGCUCCAUCAAGACCGCCACAGGGGCCCAGGGCAAGGAGACUACCUAACCAGUUAAUACCCCCCCCCCCCAGCCAGCUUUACCCAGACACGUCUGGCAAUUAGAGCAACUCGCUUAACUUCACCCGCCGGGACUGACCGACUUCAACAUUCACCCCUGAAAUUCCAGAAAUUACCAUGACUACAGACUGUGUUGCUCGUGUCUGCCCCCCCCCCCCCCUCCCUCCUCCCCCUUACACCCAUCCAUAUAUUCUCUUGUUCACCCUGAAUUACUACAGUCAGACGAGCUGAUGCGAGGGCGUGAAAAAUAAGCUGAAGUACAACUCCUCCAACCCCCCCCCCCCCCCCAGAGACACAAUGUGCUUCCACGGGUCACAGAAAGAAAACUGUAGGAUAACUUUCAAAAAAGAAGAAAAAUAGGACGUGCUCCAUUUAUUUCUGUCUUUGAACUGCUGACGUUGACGACCCGCAGAAGGAAGGUAGGACACCUGAACGGUGGCUGUGCUGCCUCCCUCCCUCCUCACUACCGGCACCAACCAGCCGCUCCCUGUGAAAUCCUUGUUUAAGGUACGAGAGCUAAAGGACACCUUUUCAAAUCGGAGCUCUUCUGAUUUGUGUGUGUGUGUGUGUGUGUGUGUGUGCGCGUGAACACGCAGAUUUUGUUUUUUGUCAGACUGUAAAAAAAAAUGUGUGUUUUGAAUGCAUAAAUAAUUGACUGAGCUAAUGUUAUAAUGUGUGUACAACAAAGACGGACAGCGUGUGAUACUCCAAGGGGAAGAAAAAAGCACUAAGGUUAUGUGUGUGUGUGUGUGUCCGUGUGUGUGUGUGUGUGUGUGUGUGCAUGCAGGUGAGUCUGGCUGUCCUUUAAUGUUCAAAUAUGUACAUAAAUGAUGCUGCAGAAAAGGUUUGCUGACCAUAGCUUGAUGUGAGGGUGGAUGAAGAUGACACCAGUGGAUAUGAAUAUUUAGAAUCUACAGUAAGGACGAUGCAACAUGCUGGAGGUUUGUUUGAUUUGGAUGUCCAAGCACAAAGAAACUAAAGAAAAAACUGCUCCAAACCAUCCGAGCCUCUGGAUGCAUCAUACUCUACAUGCAUCCAUCAUACUCUACAUGUAUGUGUGAAUGUAUGUAUGUAGUAAACGCCACAGGGGUGCCAUGAUUGUUACGCACCCUAAACGUCCCUUUGAGGAAAACUACCAACAUUCACAGGAGGUUUUAAUUCCCGCUGCACUUGAAAACACCUCAAACACCCCUCCCCUCCCUGCUCUGGCAUCAGCUGCUCUGUGACCUUUGACCUUGGCCGUCAGGGUCACAUUAGAUACUUUGCUUAGUGGAGUAUUUACCAUACUUCCUUCUGAUUUUUGGGAUCUCUUUACCACUAUAUAUAAAAAUAAGAAUUACACUGUUUUACAAAAAAAAAAUCACUUUAUAAUAGAAAUAUAUAAAAGAGCAAGAUGUUGUUUCUGAAAGGCAGUAUGGGUGUCUUUAUACGCUGUGGCAAUGGCAUCUGAAGCGUUGUAGUCGAUCAACAAAGAAAACGUACCUAUUCUGUGAGGUCAGAGGUUAAUGUGUGACUUGAAGGUACGCUGUGGACCGAUGGGAACAAGAGGAUGAGGCAACAGUAUGCAAGUGAUGAUUGGAGAAGGCUACAUGAUGCAACAAAUGAUGGGAGGCUCACAAUUGGCACAAAUAGCAUGACUCUGUGGGUGAGGGGUUGGCUUGUGAUUUCCUGGUGCAUCUUCUGGCCGUGGGACGAAAAGCUCAUAAUGAAACGGGUCCAGUUACGUGAUGUAAAGCUGGUGUUUGUUCCGGGUGAUUCCGCCGGGCUCUGCAGCAGCACCUUUGGGACGGGGCGGGACAGGAGGGAUACGGAUGAAACAGAAGUUGGUCAGUUCCUGAGAGGUUUGAAAUGGUGUAUACUGAGCACUGCACCUUCAGCGUGGAUCAGUGCCAGGAGUUGAGAGUGAUGUCACCGGAGGGUCAAGCAGGGGUCAAACUGAAAUACACUCUAAAUCAGUCCAGAGGGGUUUGGCUGUUGAAAGAGUGCUUGCUUGUGUGGAUGUUUUUGCGUCUUCAUGUUUCGCUGACUGGAAAAGAGGCUCAACAAUAUUUAAAUUUCUAUUCAUAUUUCUCUAAUCAGAUUAAACUGAAGCAAGAAAGAACUGCUUUUUGUUUUAGCCUAAAAUCUACUGGUGACGAAUGAGAAAAGGUCCAGAUGAAGAAGAAAAGGGCCGUCCCUCUUAAGGCACUGGGUUGUAUAUAACGAACAUUAAAAAAAAGAAGAAUAUUCCGUUUUUGUUUAUGAUUUUCUACAGUGUAACUAUAACUAACGUUGCCUACUUGUACCUUCAAACCUGCUGUUGUGCUAUUAAUCCACAAGUUUUGUUGUUUGUGUCAAGAUGUUUUGUUUUUAAUGUUUAUAUUGCUCAAACUUCUCAGUCGGACCGCUGUUUGGUGAAUUAAAUGCCAAAACGUAGCGUUAUCAUCCACCAACAAAAACAUUAUCAACGUGUGGAAAUUCUUAGUGUAGGAUACAUUGUGUAUACUUCAUGAAUUUCAAUAUAAAGAUAUCAACACAAUA